Colletotrichum godetiae is the source of this 1632-nucleotide messenger RNA. RefSeq names its product Pre-mRNA-splicing factor of RES complex-domain-containing protein. Gene Ontology annotation, biological process: mRNA splicing, via spliceosome. NCBI's taxonomy places the organism in Eukaryota, Fungi, Ascomycota, Sordariomycetes, Glomerellales, Glomerellaceae. The record is from RefSeq and is a predicted model, not a curated record. Gene Ontology annotation, cellular component: U2-type spliceosomal complex; RES complex. Gene Ontology annotation, molecular function: RNA binding. The coding region runs from base 329 to 1363 and encodes 344 amino acids. The transcript has a single exon.
CGCGCAAUGGAAGAGAGACUGAGAGACCACUCGACCCUCCGAUAAGUAACUAGCGCCCGUCACAUGCACGUCCAUUCGUGGAAGGAACGGGGGAAAGUGGGGGGGGAUCCUUGUCGGUCCGCGGCCCCUGCUUUUUUGGUCCUCGUCCAUCAAGGUCCGUGCAUCUUUUUUGAUGUGCAACGACGUCGGUACCUCACUCAGUCCUAGCUUACCUUGAAUAAGGUAUCUCGAAUUAUUAUUGAAGCUCUCAUCAUUCACCACCAAAACCACCUCAAACGACAUCCAUUCUUAACGUCCUCGCGCCCCAUAGAGGCACCCUCCGAUCACCAUGCCUUCCGACCUCUCUUCAUAUCUCGCAACACGCUACCUAGUAGCAGAUCCGAAACCAACCAAGAAGCGCAAGCGCAAGCAAGCCACUGAAACCCAAGGCCUCAUCAUCGCAGACGACGACGACGACGCCGGCUGGGGCAACUCCAACGCACAAGACGACGACGCAGAAUCAGGACCGUCCCUCGUAUCAGGCACCUCGGCAGAAUUCAGAAGGACAAAGAAAUCAAAUUGGAAGACGGUCGCCGCCGCCGCUUCGUCAAAAUCGCAAGGCAGCGCUGGCAACAAUGGCGGCGAUGACGACGACGACAGCGCAGCAGCAGCAAACGCAAUCCUCGCCUCAACAGCAGCAGAAAACGCAGCAGCCGGGACCGCAGACGACGAAAUGCCCAUAAUUGAAGGAGAGGCUCGCGACGUGGUGAAAAUGAGCGACGGCACCCACGCAGGCCUCCAAUCCGCUGCUGCCGUCUCAGCACAACUCCGUCGCCGCCAACAAGCCGAAGAAGCCGAAUUCGCCAAACUCCGAAAACACGGCAAGGAAGAAGAGACAGUCUACCGCGACGCCACGGGCCGACGCGUCGACGUCUCCAUGAAGCGCGCCGAAGCGCGAAAACUAGCGCUCGAGGCGGAAGAAAAAGAACGGCAGGCCAAGUUGGCGCCGAAGGGCGAUGUGCAACUCGAGAAUGCAAGGAAGCGCAGGGAGGCGCUGGAGGAUGCUAAGCUCAUGACGUUUGCGAGGACGGCGGAUGAUGUGGAGAUGAAUAACGAGCUCAAGGAGCAGGAGAGGUGGAAUGAUCCCAUGGCGCAGUUUUUGAGCGAGAAGACGGGCGGUGGUGGUGCGGGGGCAAAGGGUAAGAAGGGCAAGAGGCGGCCGGUGUAUGCUGGUGCUGCGCCGCCGAAUCGGUAUGGUAUCAAGCCGGGGUACAGGUGGGACGGCGUCGAUAGGAGUAAUGGGUUCGAAGGGGAACGGUUCAAGGCGAUUAAUCGCAAGGAGCGGAAUAAGGGACUCGACUACGCCUGGCAGAUGGACGAAUGAUCGGUCUGAGAUGCCCCCGGUUUACUUUGGUCCAGGCAUCGAAUUUCAACGAAGAAUUACAACAUUGAGUACCCCUUACUAUUUUCGUUUGCGACCUUUCCAGAUCUCAACCAUGAUCAAAAAUGGCGUUGAACCCAAAGCCUGUAGAGCUCAAUGUGAGGACGAUAUAUCCAUUCGAGACUAGCCGGCAUUGUGCUUCAUCAGGAUGGUGAAAUAUAAACUACGUAGGGCAAAGGAUACUCUAGUCGCCUGGGCUAUGUGCAGCCAAG